Molecule: messenger RNA, 1656 nt
Organism: Pterocles gutturalis (yellow-throated sandgrouse)
Lineage: Eukaryota; Metazoa; Chordata; Aves; Pterocliformes; Pteroclidae
Gene: SMAD4
Product: SMAD family member 4
Exons: 11
Coding region: 1-1656 (551 amino acids)
Biological process (GO): transforming growth factor beta receptor signaling pathway; regulation of transcription by RNA polymerase II; BMP signaling pathway
Cellular component (GO): heteromeric SMAD protein complex
Molecular function (GO): I-SMAD binding; RNA polymerase II cis-regulatory region sequence-specific DNA binding; DNA-binding transcription factor activity, RNA polymerase II-specific
Source: RefSeq, a predicted model, not a curated record
AUGGACAAUAUGUCUAUUACUAACACGCCAACAAGUAAUGAUGCUUGUCUGAGCAUUGUUCACAGCUUGAUGUGCCAUCGACAAGGUGGAGAGAGUGAAACUUUUGCAAAACGCGCAAUUGAAAGUUUAGUUAAAAAGCUAAAGGAGAAAAAAGAUGAAUUGGAUUCUUUGAUUACAGCUAUAACCACAAAUGGAGCUCAUCCUAGCAAGUGUGUUACAAUACAGAGAACGCUGGAUGGGAGGCUUCAGGUGGCUGGUCGCAAGGGAUUCCCUCAUGUGAUUUACGCUCGUCUUUGGAGGUGGCCUGAUCUUCAUAAAAAUGAACUCAAGCAUGUUAAAUAUUGUCAGUAUGCUUUUGACUUAAAAUGUGACAGUGUCUGUGUAAAUCCUUACCAUUAUGAGCGUGUAGUAUCGCCUGGCAUCGAUCUCUCAGGACUGACACUACAGAGUUCUGCUCCGUCAAGCAUGUUGGUGAAGGACGAAUACGUUCACGACUACGAGGGGCAGCCGUCAUUGUCUUCUGCUGAAGGCCAUUCAGUCCAAACCAUCCAGCAUCCACCGAGUAACAGGGCGUCUACGGAGCCUUACAGCACCCCAGCCAUGUUAGCUCCAACUGAGGCUAGCACUACCAGCACCACUAAUUUUCCCAACAUUCCUGUGGCUUCAACAAGUCAACCUACCAGUAUAUUGACAGGUAGCCAUAGUGAUGGAUUCUUACAGAUUGCUUCAGGGCCUCAGCCAGGAAUUCAGCAGAAUGGGUUUACAGCUCAGCCAGCUACUUACCAUCACAACAGUACUACGACUUGGACUGGAAGUCGGACGGCAGCCUACACGCCUACCAUACCUCACCACCAGAAUGGCCAUCUUCAGCAUCACCCACCUAUGCAUCCUGGACAUUACUGGCCAGUUCACAACGAACUUGCAUUCCAGCCUCCUAUAUCAAAUCAUCCUGCUCCAGAAUAUUGGUGUUCAAUCGCAUACUUUGAAAUGGACGUGCAAGUUGGGGAAACAUUUAAGGUCCCUUCAAGCUGUCCGAUUGUGACUGUUGAUGGAUACGUGGAUCCUUCUGGAGGAGACCGUUUUUGCCUGGGCCAGCUUUCCAACGUGCAUAGAACAGAAGCCAUUGAGAGAGCAAGGUUGCACAUAGGUAAAGGCGUGCAGCUGGAGUGCAAAGGAGAAGGCGACGUGUGGGUUCGAUGCCUCAGUGACCACGCGGUCUUCGUUCAGAGCUACUACCUGGAUAGAGAAGCGGGGCGUGCACCAGGGGAUGCUGUUCACAAGAUCUACCCAAGCGCAUAUAUAAAGGUGUUUGAUUUACGCCAAUGUCAUCGUCAGAUGCAACAGCAGGCUGCCACUGCCCAGGCUGCUGCUGCUGCUCAAGCUGCAGCAGUAGCUGGAAACAUCCCUGGACCAGGAUCAGUAGGUGGAAUAGCCCCAGCCAUUAGUUUGUCAGCUGCUGCUGGAAUUGGUGUUGAUGACCUUCGCCGCUUAUGCAUACUCAGGAUGAGUUUUGUAAAAGGUUGGGGACCUGAUUACCCAAGACAGAGCAUCAAAGAGACACCGUGCUGGAUUGAAAUUCACUUACACCGUGCCCUCCAGCUUCUAGAUGAAGUACUUCAUACCAUGCCUAUCGCAGACCCACAACCUUUAGACUGA